UUCGAAGAUAAGUUGAACGCUCUGUGGCGACAGCCUCUGGUGCAGCGAUUGUUCGACAAGGAACGCAGACUAAUCGAAAGACAACACACGGGAAAGUCGGAAACGAAGUGCUUAGACUGGACGCGCCUGUGCGCAUUGGAAUCCUGGACAAUUAGCGACCCAGCCAAAUUCGCUACCUGCGCAGUCGCGGAAGAUAAGACGCAGGAGGAAUCUUGCAGACGUGAGGACCCUUGCAAGACUCAGCC
Messenger RNA from Amoebophrya sp. A25, 245 nucleotides. NCBI's taxonomy places the organism in Eukaryota, Dinophyceae, Syndiniales, Amoebophryaceae. The record is from the annotation of a GenBank genome assembly.